GGGACCUGUGUGUGACCUUUCUGGGCGGUGCUGAGAGUCUGCCUGGUCACUCAGAAGCCACCCGCCAGAGGGGACAGGUGUGCUCCCGCUGCUCUGCUCCUGCAAGACACUUGGCCUAGAAACUUCUAGUGAACAGCCAGGUGGACGGGGCAAACCCCCCCCCCAGAACAUCCCCUUGGACCCUGCCUUCCUCAUGCCUCCUAGGACUCCCUGAGCGUGGGCACCAUGGCGGGCCCCGCGGUGCAGCUGCUGGGCUUCUCCCUGGCCUUCCUGGGCCUGGUGGGCACCCUGCUGACCACCCUGCUCCCGCACUGGCGCCGCACGGCACACGUCGGCAGCAGCCUCCUGACGGCCGUGUCCUACCUGAAGGGGCUGUGGAUGGAGUGCGUGUGGCACAGCACGGGCGUCUAUCAGUGCCAGCUGUACCGCUCGCUGCUGGCACUGCCCCGGGACCUGCAGGCUGCCCGGGCGCUCAUGGUGGUGUCCUGCCUGCUGGCGGCCGGGGCCGCGGGCUGCGGGGCGGCGGGCCUGCACUGCACCCGCUGCGCCCCCUCAGCCGCCAAGGCCGCCUGCGCGGCGCUGGGGGGCGGCCUGUCGCUGCUGGCCGGGCUGCUGAGCCUGGUGGCCGUGGCCUGGACCACCCACGACGUGGUGCAGACCUUCUACAGCCCGCUGCUGCCCACCGCCCUCAAGUACGAGCUGGGCCAGGCGCUCUACCUGGGCUUCGCCGCCUCCUCCCUCUCCCUCAUCGGGGGGACUCUGCUCUGCCUGUCCUGCCAGGGGGAGGCGCCCUCCAGGCCGCCCCCGGGGGCCCCCCGCACGCCCACCUCGGCUGCACCUGCCUACCGGCCCCCCGCCGCCUAUAAGGACCACCGGGCAUCCUCAGGCCUCUCGGCCACACACAGCGGCUACAGGCUGAAUGACUAUGUGUGAGCCUCCCACAGGCUGCCGGGGGCUCUGGCUGGGGCAGGAGGGGGACUGUCCCUCCCCCCCAAGGCACCUCUGAGGUCCCCAGGACACAAGCAGUCAGGAACCGAGGUGAGGGGGGGAGAGCAGAAGAGGAGGAGCAGGAGGAGGAGGGAAUAAAGGAGGAGGGAGAAGUAGGAAAGAGAGGAGAAGGAGUUGGAGGAGGAGGAGGAGGAGGAAGAAGAGAAAGAGGAGGAGGAGAAAAGAUGAAAGAGUCUGUUUUCUUUGUCCUUUUUCUUUCUGUAUUUAUCACGGUGCAUAUUUUCCCCUUUUUAUUGAGGGGGGUUAAUGCUUGACACCUGUGUACAAUCUCAUUAUGUACCUGCCCUCCCCCAGCAAGUUUUCAUCCUCCCCUCCCUCCCCAGAGUCCUUUGCUCUGGUGCAGUACACCGUGUCUAGUCCCCGUGUCACUGUGUGCUCUCCCUCCCCAUCCCUGCUUUAUCAAGUCCCCUUAAUACGUGAGAUCCGUGGGUCUAUCGGUCCUUCUCUUUUCGGCUUGUCUCACUCAACAUGAUGCCCUCAAGUUUCCCCCCAAGAGGAUACAAAGGAGGUGACUUUGUCCUUUCCGACAGCCAAGGAGUAUCCCGUCACAGGUAUUGCAUAGUUAUGCAGCAGGUGAUGGACUGACCACUGAGCUACAAGGCUCCAGGGGAUGGGUGGUGCUGACCAGCCAGGAAUAAAACUUCUGGGCGCUGCUGUCUGUGAAC
Messenger RNA from Erinaceus europaeus (western European hedgehog), 1673 nucleotides. It is a transcript of the gene CLDN14, whose product is annotated as claudin 14. The record is from RefSeq and is a predicted model, not a curated record. The transcript is spliced from 2 exons. The coding region runs from base 226 to 933 and encodes 235 amino acids. Gene Ontology annotation, cellular component: plasma membrane; bicellular tight junction. Gene Ontology annotation, biological process: bicellular tight junction assembly; cell adhesion. Lineage: Eukaryota; Metazoa; Chordata; Mammalia; Eulipotyphla; Erinaceidae. Gene Ontology annotation, molecular function: structural molecule activity.